Molecule: messenger RNA, 1334 nt
Organism: Hemicordylus capensis (graceful crag lizard)
Lineage: Eukaryota; Metazoa; Chordata; Lepidosauria; Squamata; Cordylidae
Exons: 8
Coding region: 394-1272 (292 amino acids)
Source: RefSeq, a predicted model, not a curated record
GGCAACCACAUCCCUGGCAGUUGGCUACUAAGGCACAGAGCAUCUUGGUUGCAGUCCAACCCCCACAGCAGGGGCUUCGACAGGGAAGGGGGUGCCAGUUUGUAGCCCAGCAAGCCAAGUGGUCGGCCUUCAUGGGAUGUUUUCUUGACGCUAGGAAUAUCUCCCAGAAAGCUACAGACCUGCCCUUCUUGCCCCAUGGUUCAAUGUCCUGCUGUCACUUUUCCAUUUCCAGAGCUUGGCUUUUCUUUCAGGGUGUAUUGGACCCGCCCGACCCCCAUAAAUCAACUUGUGGGAAAUAAGCUGACAACUUGAGUGUUCAUAGCUAUUUUAAGCUGAAGCAGUGUUUCUUUUACAGUUGAUAGAACUAAGGCUGCUCUUAGGCAAAGGUCCAGAAUGGAAGGGUCCUCUGAAUCUCUCAAGGAAGACCCUCAGUCUGAGAAGGCCGCCCAAACAGGUUUUGCACCCAGAAUGUCAGAAGCCAUGGCCGAGUUCCUGGUGAACACUGUUGCCGGCACUGCCAAAAUGGUCCAGGCUUCUGUUGAAGCACAGAAGUCUGCACAGCUGGCUUGUUUCCAUGCGGAACAAUCACUGUCCCAGGCCCGGCUGAGCUACGUGGCGGCCCGAGGGUUGGCCGAGCGACUUUUGGGGUUCUUGAAUCCUCCCGACUACCAAGGACUCUUCCAGCAUAUGUCGCAGCCCCCCAUACCGUAUUCUGAAUUCUGCAGCAUCAUCCGACGGGCAGAAAACGCCCUACUGCACCCUGUACUCAAGUGCAUGCCAGGAUUCCCAGCCCGACGGGAUGUCAGCCCCAGCUCUGAAUGUCGCCCAUGUCGCCCACCAGACAAUCCAGAGGAUGGCCUUCAAGGGGAGUUUCUUGAUUUCCAAUGCCUUAGAUCCCCUUGCCUCUGUGAAACGCAGGAUGAGGAGGGGACAGACGAGGAGGAAAACCGAUCUCUGCCGAUUCGGGGGCGAAACCCCUCACGCCACAAACAAGUGGAGACAGUACUUCUGGAGGAUCAGAUGGGGGGCAGUUAUGUGACCCACCGUCGCCGUUCACCCCGGCGGUCCCCCUCAGCUGGAGUGGAGGGGCUUUCACCGUUAGUUUCUGAGCAGGACCUCAACACCAUUCAGCCCCUCAUCUGCUGCCCCUCUCGUCAGGGCGGGUCAGGCAAGUUCGUGAGCAAAGUGACCUGGCGGAAGGAGCAGCCUCAGCGAGAGAAUUCGGACAGCGACACUGACCACUCAGAGAUCUCGGCGAAAGACACUGGAUAAACCCGAGCCCAGCCCCACUGUAAUGGCAGAGAGAAUAAUAAAGAUGCACAGACUAAACCACA